GCAGGUUAUGACUGACCCUGGGAAUGCGAUUCUUUAAAGGGGAACACGUCCAAAAACACCAUUAAAAUAUAUGUGUAUUGAUUGCCGGGUAACUAGGAUUCGAUAAUGCAGUGUGAUAAUGCAUAAUUUAAUCAAGUGUCAUAAGUCCCUAUGACAUGCUUUAAUGCUUUGGUUACCCUGCAAAAGCGCAUGAAAUCGAUUUGAGGUCGUGAUUCCCGAAAUAAGAAGAAUCUGUCAGAGAGAUGUUGCGGGGUCUGGCCCGGUUGUGCAGGAGAGGCGGCACCGCUGUCCAGUCACCGUGCGGCUGUGUCGCUGCAAGCUCGCCGGCAUACUCUACUGCGACCCCGGGGAGGAAGAAGUUCUACCAGGACGUCAGUAUUUCACAAGGAGAAGGUGGGCUGUUUGAGAUAAACCUGGACCGCGGGAAGCUGAAGACCCCGGGAGGGAAGUUGUUCACAGUGCCCAGCGAAGUCUUGGCAGUUGCCGUGGCGACGGAGUGGGAUUCCCAGAAGGACACUCUCAAGUUCUACACGAUGCACCUGACCACACUGUGCAACACGGCUCUGGACAACCCCACUCAGAGGAACAAGGAGCAGGUGAUCACAGCCGCGCUCAAGUUCCUGGAGACCGACACCGUCUGCUAUAGGGUGGAGGAGCCCCCAGGGCUGGUGGAGCUGCAGAACAACGAGUGGGACCCCGUACUGGACUGGAUUGAAAAGAGGUAUAAUGUUGUGAUCGGCUCCUCCUCCAGCAUUAUGGGCCCUUUGAUCCCUAAGGAGACGAAGGCCACUUUCCGACAGCACCUGGCCUCCUACAACUUUUGGGCUCUGAUAGGGCUGGAGUUUGUGAUCGCGCAGCUCAAGUCUCUGGUGUUGUCUUUUGGGCUGAUUGACAGACAUCUGACUGUAGAGAAGGCUGUGCUGCUGUCCCGUCUAGAGGAGGAGUACCAGAUCCAGCGCUGGGGUAAUGUGGAGUGGGCCCACGACUAUGACAUGUACGAGCUCCGUGCCCGCACGGCCGCUGGCACGCUAUUUGUGCACCUGUGCUCGGAGAGCUCCACUGUCAAACACAAGCUCCUGCAAGACUGAGGGCCUGGCCAUCGACACAGUGCAGCAAGGACACACUCACCACUGUAGGGCCAAGGUCUGUCAGAAUGCAUCACGAGUUGUACAGGAGUCGUUUUAAGCAAAUGCUUGGAUCUUUUCGGGAAUCACGAGAAUCCAGAUUUAAGGUUGCAUGGAUGUUUUUCUUUCUUACAGGAAUGUCUCUGAUGAAUUUGUAUUUUAUUUCACCAUUAAAACACAA
This is a messenger RNA of Lepisosteus oculatus (spotted gar), 1305 nucleotides long. It is a transcript of the gene atpaf2, whose product is annotated as ATP synthase mitochondrial F1 complex assembly factor 2. Gene Ontology annotation, biological process: mitochondrial proton-transporting ATP synthase complex assembly. Gene Ontology annotation, cellular component: mitochondrion. The record is from RefSeq and is a predicted model, not a curated record. Lineage: Eukaryota; Metazoa; Chordata; Actinopteri; Semionotiformes; Lepisosteidae.